CCCGACGAGAUUUGAAACGAUCGGAGCGCCCACUAGUGUAGCUAAGUAAAAGUUGUUUUACCUGAAUAGUUAAACUGCCAAAGGCAAGGUCACAUGUCUUUGAGGGAUUCCAAAUUACAUUACAUAAAUUAAUUUAAUUAUAAUUGCUGUACAUUUCUAAACCUUCUCUUUAUCUUCAACAGCAAAUAAUUUGGAAUUUUCUAAUGACACUCACAAAAUUGUAAAGGGGCAAUACCGGAUUUACCACCCGAACUGAAGGUUACUAGUAAUGAAGAAAUUAAAAACAAUUAGGUAACGAGUUUUCAUCCGCCCAUUUAAAGAAAUUAUGGUAUACCUACCUAACCCUUUAAUGGAAAUUUAAUCCAACGGUAAUUAUUUAUAUUGAUGCAUUACUAUUUUUCUCUGCUAAUUUCAUAUUUAAAACCACUUUCAUCAGUGACUUACACUCAUUAUUUAGUGCGCUAAUUUGUUUGUUUUAAAAUUUUUUAAUAUGCCGAAGUGUAUGGGGAGUUUGUCACGAAGUUUAAAAAGUCGAAAAUCCGCAAUGAAGAAAUUGUCGCAAAGGAGAUGGAAUUCUAUAAUGCCCAAAAUGGACCAAGUAGUCCCCACAACAGUGCCUCUUUGCAGUUCAAAUGAUGUUGAUAACAAUUCUUCUGAUAAAACUGGGCCACCUGAUUAUUUAAGCAAAGGUGAAGAAGAAGCAGUUGUUAGUACUAGUUGUUAUAAUAGUGAUUCUGAUACGGAGUUGGACGAACUAGUCCUUGAACUUGAACCUGAACCAAUAGCGUCCUGUAGUUAUGACAAUAUAGAUAGCAACUUUGUCAAUGCAACUGAUCCAUUUCACAAUUUCAACAAAGAUGACGAGGAAGUAAUUACUACCAUUAGCGGCGAUUCUAGUGACGGCACUGAUAUCUCCAAUGAGACAGAUCUGGAUGUUAUCAAACCAAAAAAAAGUAAUUGCUUAGUAAGGCGGCGCAUAAUUGAAAUAAAAUAUUUUCUGGACGAAUUAAGAUCUUUGAAACACAAAGGGUUUGACUGUUCUUUUUUUGAUAUGGAGGUUUUAUCCGAAAAAAUUGAAGGAUUUCAAAGUAAAAUAUCAUUUAAAUGCAACGUUUGUAAUAUUGUCCAAAUUGUUAAUACAGAAAAUCCGAAUAAGAAGGAUUUUCCAACAAAUUGUGCCGUUGUCGCUGGAGCAAUAUCAAUUGGGGUUGGAUAUUCUCAAAUAAACGAGUUUGUAUCAUGUUUAAACAUUCCAAAUAUGUCCAAUGCAACAUAUUUACGCUAUCACUCUAAUUUGAGUAAAAAUAUACACGACGAAAACAUUAAACUAAUGAAUACCGCUGCCCAAGAGGAAAGAAGGUUGGCUGUUGAAUCUGGCCACGUAUCUGAACAAGGUGUUCCUAUAAUUCCAGUGAUUGUGGAUGGCGCAUGGAGUAAACGUUCCUAUCGUACAAACUACAAUGCUUUAUCUGGAGUUGCCUGUAUAAUUGGAGCGAAAACUAAGAAAAUUCUUUACAUGGGGGUUAAAAAUAAAUACUGUUUCGUCUGUACUAGGGCAAGUACUCCAGUAGAACAUUCUUGUUUCAAAAAUUGGGAUAGAAGUUCCACGGCAAUGGAAGCUGAAAUAAUCGCCGAAGGGUUUCAAUCAUCUAUUAAAAGUCAUAAUUUGAUCUAUGGCAAAAUUAUUGGGGAUGGGGACAGCACUGUAUAUAAAAAAGUUGUUGAGGUAUCCCCAUAUGGACCAACUUUUGUUGUAGAGAAAAUUGAAUGCCGAAAUCACCUCAUUAGGAAUUACAUAAAUAAAAUUUCAGAAUUGUCCAAAGAUACCAAAUUCCCCAUUCAUCUCAGGAGAAUAGUAACUAAUACAGAUGUUUUGGGUCGCUUCCGAAACGCGAUAACGAAAGCUAUUGCCUUUAGAAAACAGGGUCCUGAUGCUGAAAAUACAAAAGUCGCUCUUUUAAAAAAAGAUAUUGAAAAUGGGCCAAAUCAUAUAUUUGGGGACCACUCUAAUUGCGACGGUUACUUCUGUUCUGGAAAUAAAGAUCAGGAAAAUUUAGUACCUACAUUAAAAUUGUCUGGUAUUUUUGAACCAAUUGUCACUGCAAAUCGUAGACUAGCAAAUAAUGCUGCUAGUUUGUUACAAGAUGUAGACACAAAUGCAGCCGAAAGCUACAAUUCCGUCGUUGCCAAAUUUGUCGGUGGGAAGCGGAUCAAUUAUUCCUUAAAAAACUCUUACCAGACUAGAUGUGAGGCGGCUUCGAUUUCAUACAACACUGGUGGUGGUUUUCUUGCAAAAGUUCAAGAAAGAAUGUGUGGUACUAUUGAUCAUUAUACCCGUAUAUUUCACGAGCGGAAGAUGCGAAUGUUACAUGUAAAUAGAAAAAAAGCACCGAAAAGAAAACAUUUUGCUACAGCAGACAGUCAUUAUGGGCCUAGCGCAAACCAACCAGAGGAGGACAUGGGCUCAGAAUUGUAUAAAAAAAAACGUCAAGAGUUCCUAGAAGUUUUACGAUGUGCGGACAAGAAAAAGAUUUGUAUGGAAACGGCAUCGCAAUCAAAGUCCAACCUUUGGUAUCAAGAGCGCAAAAAACGAAUUACCGCUUCAAAUUUUGGCAGAGUUUGUAAACUACGCAAAACAACUUCCACCGCUAAGCUAGUUUCACAGUUGCUUUACACUACAUUUGCCGGUAACAGUAGUACAACAUUUGGUUUGGAAAAUGAAGAAACGGCAAUUAAAUUAUUUCAAAAUGCUCAUAACGUCAGUGUAACGCAAAGUGGUUUGGUAAUUGAUGAUGAAUUACCAUAUUUGGCUUGCUCCCCGGAUGGAUUAGUGGGUAACAAUUGUAUAAUAGAAAUCAAAUGUUCACCAAAAAGUGGGCCCUUAUCUCCAUUGGAAGGCGCAAAACAAAAAAAAAUUGAUUUUUGUGUAAUUGAAAAUGGCAAACUUACACUCAAACGAAGUCAUAAUUACUAUUACCAAAUACAAGGCGCAUUGCAUAUUUGUAAAAAACAACUGUGUUAUUUUAUAAUAUAUACAUUAGGAGGAUUACAUGUGGAAACCAUUGAACGCGAUGACGAUUUUUGGGAAACGAAGAUGAAAGAAAAAUUGGCCGACUUUUAUUUUAAUUCGUUACUGCCAGAAAUUAUCGAUCCUAGGAGAUGCCGCCAACUUCAAUUGCGAGAUAUUUAUAGCAAAAUCUAAUAGCUUUUUUUAUUGUCAUUGUUGUCAUUUUAAUAAAACAUAUACAAUUUUAA
Photinus pyralis (common eastern firefly) is the source of this 3255-nucleotide messenger RNA. RefSeq lists its product as uncharacterized. NCBI's taxonomy places the organism in Eukaryota, Metazoa, Arthropoda, Insecta, Coleoptera, Lampyridae. The transcript is spliced from 7 exons. The record is from RefSeq and is a predicted model, not a curated record. Bases 491 to 3202 code for a protein of 903 amino acids.